This is a messenger RNA of Medicago truncatula (barrel medic), 3886 nucleotides long. RefSeq lists its product as uncharacterized. The transcript has 9 exons. NCBI's taxonomy places the organism in Eukaryota, Viridiplantae, Streptophyta, Magnoliopsida, Fabales, Fabaceae. The coding region runs from base 73 to 3591 and encodes 1172 amino acids. The record is from RefSeq and is a predicted model, not a curated record.
CCCGCCAUCACGCACGUAUAUAAACAGCGCGCCAAUUUUCACACAUUUCGAGACCAAAGCAGCAGAGCAGCCAUGGACCUGACCCGAAAUUCCCGCAAACGGAACGUCCGAUCUCCACCACCCGCCUCUUUCACAUUCACCCGCAGCAAAGCUCACCGUACCCGCUCCGGUCAGAUCCGGUCCGGUUCAAGUUCCGUUUCAAGUUCCCGCAGCAAAAAUAAACCACCAUACUCAGUUCCGGUUCAAGUUCCGUUUCAAGAGGAACCCGUUCCCGUUCCCGUUCCUUUUGGUGGAAACGAUGUAAGCAAAGGAAUUUCAGAUUCAGAAUUCAAAAAUCUAAUUCAUGAUAUUUGUAGCGAAUAUUGUGAAUCAGAUUCCGAAGAUAGUGAUCUUGUUAAAGAUCCUUGCAAGAAAGCGAAACGUGAUGAUGCUGAUUCUGAUCUACCUUGUGCUACGACCAAGGACCUCCGGGCGAGGCGAAUUUAUUCCCCACUUUCCGGCGCUUGUGAGUCUGAUCGGGAAGUAGCUGAAUUAGGGUUUCAAUCUCCGUCGUUUGUGGAAAAUGGCGGUAUGAGGACGGAAUCAGCUGAAAUUCCCGAAUUAGGGUUUGAAUCGCCAUCAAGUGCUGAAAAUGGAGAUACACAUAUGGAUGAUGUGAGGAUCAAAUCUCCUGAGAUUCUCGACGAGCCUUUGAAUUUUAAUCAGGGAAUCACCAAGCUGUCAGAUGAAGAUUUGGGCAAAGAAUCAGUGCAAACAACACCACCUAAUGAUGUCAUAUGUGUUGAUUUAGAAGCUAGCUGCGAUGUGAGGAAUGUGGAAGAGGCAGACACACUUGUUGUCAAAGAUAUGUCUCCUGCUGCUAAUGUAGCUGAAAAUUCAAGCGAGGGCCGGAAAAAUAGCUCUGUUCACAAGAGUAAAUCUUUGAUUGGAUUCUUGAUGCAGGUACUCAAACCGCGUUUACCUUUGAAAUUGUUCAAAGCCCCAGGUUCAUUCAAUUACAAAAGGCUAAUGGAUGCUAUGGGAGAUAAUUUCGGUAUACCGAAAUUGGGUCAUUGUCAUGAAGACAAGAAGGUUAUGGGAGGUCAGGGAUUGGAACUUCCUUUGACAUCUGAUAAUCAUGAAGGUUCUAAGCCUGAAACUAAGACUGAUAGUUGCACCAUGGGUGAUACCAAUGGGCCAGAACUGGCAUCUUCACCAAUGCAAGUAGAUACCGAGAAAGUGAAUGGCGAGUGUUUAUCUGUGCCAUCUGUGGAUGAUAAAUGCGUGAGUGAAUCAAAGGUGGAUCCAGCUGCAGAUUUUCUGGGUGCUAGAGAUGUUGGUAAUGCUUUUGACCACGGUGAUGUUAAGCAAGAUUCUUUCAACAGGAAUAAUCUUGAUUGUGCUAAGGCUACUGAUCACAAUGGCUGUGCCUUAGAGCAGCUUGGUGUUUUGAAUGAAGAUUGUAUACCAAUGAUUCGUGAUAUUGAAAUAUGUGAUGAUAUUGUGCUCAAUGUAGACCAAAUGCAGGGCAUACCUCAGAAUGUCAAACCUAUGGAUCUGACCAGAAGCACUCAGGAAAGCACUGUUGAAGCGUUAUACCCCAAAGCCGAUAAGAGAAAUAAUCCACUCAAGGGCAAACAUGUUCAUAAACCAUAUUUGCACGGGAAGCUGAUCAAAACCCCUGGUUCGGUCAACUAUAGAAGGUUGCUUCCAUAUUUUAAGAAUCUUCCCAAAGAUAACUAUGGUACAUCUGGUGAUCAGGCCCAUCAUAAAAAUGAAGAGGCAGAUUUAUAUGCAAAGGAGUUCCAACUUCCUUUGCCAUCUCAAAGUGAAGAAGCUUCUAUUAACAGACAAAUGACAGUCAGUGGCUCUAUCCAUGACAAAGUUGACUUGAAUAUUUUGGAAAACAACAUCUCAGUAAAUCCUGCUAAUAUGUCAUCUCAUGGCUGCCGGCCAAAAUUGCCAUCUUUCCAAGACUCCUCUGAAUCGCCAAUGCAAUUGGAUGCAAAAGAAAUGGCACAUGAGUGCUUAUCUGCACCCUCUGUUGAGGCAAAUUCUGAGAAAGCUAUGAUCAGUUCUAAAAAUGAAUGCUUGAGUGAAUCAGUAACUGAUCCUUGUUCAGUAGUGGUGUGUGAUAAGAUUGUCACAAAUGGUGGGUCACCAUCCAAAGAACAAAAUUUGCUUAAUGUCAAUAAUAAUAUCUCCAACCUUUCAUUUGAGAAUCAUUCAAGAAAUGAGAAAGGAUUCACUAUCGAUUAUGAUGAAAGAAAGCAGUUUGUGAGUCUGGAGGAGCAUGAAUCUGUUAGCAGAUGUCCUCCUGAAGCUCAGAGUCUAAAUCAAUUGGAUCCUAAUAUGUUAGAUGCCGAAGAGAAUGAAACAAGCAGCCAUGCAAUUUGCAAAAAUGACGAUGUUGUGGUUUUAAGUCACGUCACCGUCUCAAAUGAAGAAUCUAGUUCACAGUCAGAGAAGAUCAUCUCUGAAAAACUGGCGUUACCAGACACUGUAACACAUGGUGGUGGCAAAACAAAAAGUCUUCUGAAUGGCCUAGUCAAUGGUUCAAAGACGCCUUCAAAAGGAAGCAAUAACAAAAAAGCUAGUUUUGCUGGUGAGAUGAAAAAUGGUUCCGAAUCCAAGACUACACCGGUUCUAAAUCGCUGCCCACGGGUUAAGUUUUUAAAACAUGCUGGGUCUUUGAACUACAAAAGAUUGCUUCCAAUUUUGUUGGAAAAUGAGAAGUCUAAUUCCCGUGCUGCGAAUAAUGAUCAUCGCCCCAAACUUCAGAAGCUUUUGGAUCACACACCACUUCUGCCAAUUUCAGAUUCAAACUUGCCAGUAACUCCUGGAAGUGAUUCAAAUGAUUGUGAUCCUAUGGGCGAUAGUACAGGAAAUUCUGGAGCUCAGCAAGAAACAGAGUUGCAAGCUUGUGAUUUAAAUAGCGAUAAUUUAAGCCCAAGAUAUCAACUACAAGAUAAACAGAGUAUGUUAAAUGGACCCUACUAUCUGGAGAACUCCACCGUUUCACCAAUUUCUGUUCAUAGAGAUUUACCAAUCACACCUUUAGGUCCUAUCGUUGAUCCAGUUGUCACUAGAGAAGAAGUAGGUUCACCUGCCUUGUCCAACGGAGAGAAAUCACCUGAAACACCUGGAUGUUGUCGGAGCUUGUCCAAAAUGAAAGUCAGAGAUCAACAUGAUGCCCUUGCCGUUAGUUCCCGAAAAGGAAUUUUGAGAAAAAACCCAAGAGGAUGCAGAGGGCUUUGCACAUGUUUGAACUGUGUUUCUUUUCGCCUUCAUGCAGAAAGAGCAUUUGAAUUUUCUAGAAAUCAGCUGCUAGAUGCCGAAGAGGUUGCCCAAGACCUUAUGAAGGAAGUAUCCCAUCUCAGAAACAUGUUGUUAGAAAGAUGUACUGAUAAUGUCAACGACACUCCUCUUUUGGAUGGAAGUCAGGUGAAAGAAGCCUGCAGGAAAGCAUCUGAAACAGAACAACUUGCAAAGGAUCGAUUUAGCCAGAUGAAUGAUGAUCUUAACAUACAUUGCAGAACACCUAGUCUUCAGCGACCAAGUGUUAAGUUUUCAGAUCGUGUUGAGGAAAAGGUCAUUCAACCAAACAGAUAAAAAAAUGGUUAAUUGCACCAUACAUUAUCUAUCAUCAGAACAGAAAUUGUUUCUAGGAGUGGAACACAUCAGGCUAGUGUUGGAAAACCAAAUACCUGGAAGUAGUUGCCUGGCACUUGGAUGUUUCUAGCAGUAGGAGGAAAAAUAGAUGGAGAGAAGAACCUUGUAGAAAUUUGUUUUUUUAGACCCACUUUUCGUUUUAUCUUUGCUGUAUAUACUCUUUUAAGGAGUUGUGAAUACUCCCUAGUAUUUAUUUUUCUCUAUUCAAGAAAAUUUGAUAGAGUUAUUCCGAUAA